AUGCCCCAGGGCACAGGCAUGGUAUGCUAUGCGGACGAUACCUUGGUCCUGGCCGGGAGACGUUGGUGGAACGAGACCGUGAAUCUUACGGAGGACGCCGUGGCAUGCGCGAUACACGCCAUCCAUAGGCUCGGCCUGAGCGUGUCGCCGGCCAAAUCAGAGGCCCUAUGGUUCUUCGAAAACCGCCGCAGAGGAACUCCUCCGCCUGAACUAUCCGUGACCAUCAACGGAGAAGAGGUCCCGGUGAGACGCCAGAUGAGUCUCACCAUCGACAGCCAAUGGACGUUCGGACCGCACUUCAAGCUCUUGAUCCCAAGGGUGAUAGCCGCAGCCAACGCUUUAUGUGGCCUACUACCGAACAUCGGCGGAGCAGGAUUGGGAGUUCGCCGGACUCUACGUGAGAAUGGUCCGGUCCCGAGUCCUUUACGGGGCUCCCGCAUGGGCCGAAGACCUGAUGGCGAGUCGCCGCAGCCUAAUCUUGCUGAGGAGGUUGCAGAGGACGACCGCCAUCCGCAUAGCGAGGGGAUAUAG
This is a messenger RNA of Bombus huntii, 531 nucleotides long. RefSeq lists its product as uncharacterized. Bases 1 to 531 code for a protein of 176 amino acids. NCBI's taxonomy places the organism in Eukaryota, Metazoa, Arthropoda, Insecta, Hymenoptera, Apidae. The record is from RefSeq and is a predicted model, not a curated record. The transcript has a single exon.